CUAAAUCCAGAUAGGCCAGUAGUCCGUAAGGAUAAGGUCUUUCUCCCUCCUCUUCUCACUCUUUCAGGUGCACAGCCAUGGUUGAAGCUUCUAGAAUCUUCCAGACUACACUCUUCCCUUCCUUCUCUAUACUCCACAAGUCAUGCACACUCACUCAGUCACCAAGUUUCUUACGCAAAAAAUACUCAACAACAAUUCACUGCUCAUCAUCAGUUUCAACAAGCGACAGCGCCACGGAGAAAGCGGCAUCGGUGACCCCGAAGGUGCCGUGGGGCUGCGAAAUCGAUUCUUUGCAGAAUGCGGAGGCCCUCCAGAGAUGGCUGUCUGACUCUGGCCUACCUCCUCAGAAAAUGGCCAUACAAAAGGUGGAAGUGGGAGAGAGAGGUUUGGUUGCUUUGAAGAAUAUUAGGAAGGGUGAGAAGUUGCUCUUUGUGCCUCCCUCGCUUGUCAUCACCGCUGAUUCGGAAUGGAGCUGCCCAGAGGCUGGUGAAGUGUUGAAACAGUACUCUGUCCCAGAUUGGCCUUUACUUGCGACCUAUCUUAUUAGUGAAGCGAGUCUUCAGCAAUCUUCAAGAUGGAGCAAUUACAUCUCAGCGCUUCCUCGACAACCAUAUUCACUUUUGUACUGGACUCGGGCCGAACUAGAUAGGUUCCUGGAAGCUUCACAGAUCAGGGAGCGUGCAAUUGAAAGGAUUACCAAUGUUAUUGGAACAUAUGAUGAUUUAAGGCUUAGGAUAUUUUCCAAGUAUCCUGACCUAUUUCCUGAAGAGGUAUUCAAUAUGGAGACUUUCAAGUGGUCAUUUGGCAUUCUCUUCUCUCGCUUGGUUCGCUUGCCCUCAAUGGAUGGAAGAGUUGCCUUGGUUCCCUGGGCAGAUAUGCUUAAUCAUAGUUGUGAGGUUGAGACCUUUCUGGAUUAUGAUAAAUCGUCUAAGGGAGUUGUCUUUACAACAGAUCGACAGUACGAGCCAGGUGAGCAGGUUUUCAUAUCAUAUGGCAAGAAAUCUAAUGGAGAGCUGUUGCUAUCAUAUGGAUUUGUUCCAAGGGAAGGUACCAACCCGAGUGAUUCAGUAGAGCUGUCAUUGUCUUUGAAGAAAUCUGACAAAUGUUACAAGGAGAAGUUAGAAGCUUUAAGGAAGCAUGGUUUAUCAGCAUCUCAAUGUUUUCCUUUGCGAAUCACCGGUUGGCCAGUGGAACUAAUGGCAUACUCCUUUUUAGCAGUCAGCCCUCCAAGUAUGAGUAGACAGUUUGAAGAGAUGGCCGCAGCAGCAUCAAAUGCAACAACCAUUAGGAAGGAUAUAAGAUACCCAGAAAUUGAGGAACAGGCAUUACAGUUCAUAUUGGAUAGUUGUGAAAUGAGCAUAUCAAAGUACACCAAAUUCUUGCAGGCAAGUGGAUCAAUGGAUUUGGAUGUAACAUCUCCAAAGCAACUUAACAGAAGAUUGUUCCUGAAACAGCUAGCAGUAGACUUGUGUAACAGUGAGCGGAGAAUACUAUUCCGAGCUCAAAGUGUAUUAAGAAGAAGACUGAGGGAUAUAAGAAGUGGUGAACUGAGAGCUUUAAGAAUAUUUGAUGGGUUCAGAAAUCUUUUUAAAUAAGUUCUCGUUGGCACAUUGAUUCGCGGUUUGUGUUUCAUACGUUUAGCUAACUGAGCGACCAAGUAUAGCUGAAUUCAUAUCCAGUAUGCUCUUUCUUGGGAAUUCAGGCAGGAGCUUGUCAAGUGGAAGUAGUGGAUUUGCAGAUAUGGUUCUGCUUGUAAAGUAAAUUUGAGUGAAAUUGUUUACAGACAAUAUGAUUAGACAACAAAAUAGCUAUUUAAUUUAUGGGAUAUUGAAAUUAUGUUUGGAAAUUA
Molecule: messenger RNA, 1849 nt
Organism: Manihot esculenta (cassava)
Lineage: Eukaryota; Viridiplantae; Streptophyta; Magnoliopsida; Malpighiales; Euphorbiaceae
Product: ribulose-1,5 bisphosphate carboxylase/oxygenase large subunit N-methyltransferase, chloroplastic
Exons: 12
Coding region: 78-1595 (505 amino acids)
Biological process (GO): peptidyl-lysine monomethylation
Cellular component (GO): chloroplast
Molecular function (GO): protein binding; [ribulose-bisphosphate carboxylase]-lysine N-methyltransferase activity; protein-lysine N-methyltransferase activity
Source: RefSeq, a predicted model, not a curated record